This is a messenger RNA of Linum trigynum, 615 nucleotides long. The record is from the annotation of a GenBank genome assembly. NCBI's taxonomy places the organism in Eukaryota, Viridiplantae, Streptophyta, Magnoliopsida, Malpighiales, Linaceae.
AUGCCACAGCAGAACGGAGUGGUAGAACGUAAACACAGACAUCUACUCGAUACGGCUCUUGUUCUUCUCUUUCAUGCAGGGUUACCCUCGCGUUUUUGGGGAGAAUGUGUUCUGACGGCUGCUUACCUCAAAAAUCGGAUGCCUAUUGCAUCUGUUCUGAACAGGACGCCGUAUAAGCUCCUGCUCGGCAAUAAACCUACUUAUUCACACUUAAGAAGCCUCGACUAUUUGGUAUAUUCAAAGGACAACUGUCAAGGGUUACGCAAGUUCAGCGAAAGGGAGCGAGCUGGAGGGUUCGUUGGGUAUCCCGCUACUCAACAGGGGUAUCGUAUUUAUGAUCUCGCCGAUAAGGUCAUUUACACGUCGCGAGGCGUCACUUUCAUGGAGGGCAUAUUUCCGUUCCGAGCUCUGCCCUCCUUUAAGGGUCACAAUUCUCAGUCCACGUCACUAUUGCAUGGGAGUGCACGGAGACAACUUGAUGAUUGUCUUGAUUUUCACGUGCUUAACCAACUUCAUUAUGAGGAACCAGAUGAUAUAUCUCCUAAAAGUCAAGGAGCAAACCCUUCUACUCCAGUGGAAGUCUCGCAUGCUGAUACUCUUCUACCGUCACACUAG